Eucalyptus grandis is the source of this 2379-nucleotide messenger RNA. RefSeq names its product G-type lectin S-receptor-like serine/threonine-protein kinase LECRK2. Gene Ontology annotation, molecular function: ATP binding; protein serine/threonine kinase activity. NCBI's taxonomy places the organism in Eukaryota, Viridiplantae, Streptophyta, Magnoliopsida, Myrtales, Myrtaceae. Gene Ontology annotation, biological process: protein phosphorylation. The record is from RefSeq and is a predicted model, not a curated record.
AUGGCUUCAGCGAUACUAGGAAUCCUUCUAGUACUCGUUCCACUUCUCCUUUCCGCCGAAGCUCAGGCCCGCGGCAACUUGACCUUGGGCAACUCAUUGACGGCGAACGACCAGAACUCUUCCCUAUUGUCGCUGUCGGGUGAGUUCGCCUUUGGGUUCCGGAAAAUGGAACAAGGGGCUCAUUUGCUGGCAAUAUGGUUCGAGAAGAUAGAGGAGAAGACCAUCGUCUGGUCGGUGAAUGGCGAUGAUCUAGCGCCCGAAGGUUCGAAAGUCCAGUUGACCGCCAACCGCGGGCUGGUGCUUACCGCCGAGAGGAGAGAGCUGUGGUCUUCUAACCUGAACGCCACUGGCUUAGCGUAUGCGGCCAUGCUCGACACGGGGAACUUCAUCCUAGCGAGCGCAAGCCACGUCAACUUGUGGGAUUCGUUCAGCCGACCAACGGAUACGAUACUGCCUACGCAACAGUUAGAUUUGGACGCUGUUGUUAGAGCUCGCUAUUCCGAAAUGAAUUACUCCAAUGGGAGAUUCAUCUUCAGACUGCAAACCGACGGAAAUCUCGUGCUCUAUGCCACUCCUACCCCGCUGGUCGUCUCAGAUGCAUAUUGGGCUACCGGCACCCUAGGUAAUGGCUUCCGGUUGAUAUUCAAUCAAAGUGGUCAGGUCUACCUCACGGAUAGGAAUGGAAAAUUACUCAAUAAAGUCACCUCAGACGAAGUUCCAACCAGCGUAUUUUACCAAAGAGCGAUCCUCGAAUAUGAUGGGGUCUUCAGGCAAUAUAUCCACCCAAAGAUGGCAAAUUCGAGUUCUGGCUGGGCAAUGGUCUGGUCGAUGGUCUCUUCCCCAGUCCCUUCAAAUAUAUGCACGAGUAUGAACCGAGAUACUGGUACUGGAGCUUGUGGCUUCAACAGUUACUGUACUCGUGGAGACGAUCAGAUUCAGAGGCCCCGAUGCCACUGCCUACCUGGAUAUACUCUGUUAGAUUCGACGAACGAGAUGAACGGAUGCAGACAGGACUUCGCACCACAGAGUUGUGACGAAAGUAAGCCUGAAACAGACAAGUUUGUUUUGCGUGAGAUGCUUAAUACAGGCUGGCCGAUGUCUAAUUACGAGCGUAGCGAGUCACAAACCGAGCACUGGUGCAGACAGGCUUGCUUGGCUGAUUGUUUUUGUGCAGUCGCUUUUUUCAAAGACAGAAAGUGCUGGAAAAAGAGGACGCCUCUUUCAAAUGGUAGGAUGGAUCCUGGCGUGGGUGGAAAGGCUCUGGUCAAGGUCAGGAUAAAUAACUCAACUUCAAAAGCUACAGGAAAUCGCCAGAAGAAAUCCAAGAAUUUGACUCUGAUGAUUAUCGAAUCAGUGCUGUUGAGUAGCUGUGUGUUUGUGAGCUUGCUUACCUGUGUAAUUUAUAGAAGUUCCCGAUCUAGGGAUUAUAAGUUCUUACAACCAGUCCAGAUCAACCAAGCCAUAGGCACACGGACUUACACUUAUUGGGAGCUUCAAGAAGCGACGGAUGGAUUCAAAGAAGAACUAGGUAGGGGUGCCUUUGGAGCAGUGUACAAAGGUGUUCUUGGAUCCGAGGAUACCAACUUUGUGGCAGUAAAAGUGUUGAUGGCAUGGACCGGAGAAAGUGAAAAGGAGUUCGAAAGAGAAGUGAGUGCAACUGGCCAAACUAACCACAAGAACUUAAUGCAGUUGCUUGGAUUCUGCAAUGAGGGUCAACACCGACUACUGGUGUAUGAAUUCAUGAGCAACGGCUCAUUGGCGGAUUUUCUAUUUGGCUCUUCAAGGCCCAGCUGGUACAAAAGAGUAGAAAUUGCAUGUGAUGUUGCGCGGGGGCUCUCUUACUUGCACGAGGAAUGCACUAGGCAUAUAAUCCACUGCGACAUCAAGCCGCAAAAUAUUCUUCUUGAUGGCUCUCUCACUGCAAAAAUAUCAGAUUUCGGAUUAGCUAAGCUCUUGAUGGCGAACCAAACACGAACCACCACCGGAGUCAGAGGAACCAGAGGUUAUUUAGCGCCAGAAUGGUUCAGGAAUAUGCCUAUUUCUAGCAAAGUAGAUGUUUACAGCUUCGGCAUUUUGUUGGUUGAGCUCAUCUGCUGCAGAAAGAACUAUGAGCCAAAAGCGGAAAUUGAAGCUCAAAUUGUAAUGGUCGACUGGGUUUAUGAUUGCUACCAUGAUGGGAGCGUGCUUCAGCUGGUGGAGAGCGAUGAGGAGGCGUCAAGGGACAUAAAGAUGGUAAAAAGACUUGUGAUGAUAGCAUUGUGGUGCAUCCAAGAAGAUCCGGCUUUGAGGCCAACCAUGAAGAAAACUACUCAGAUGUUGGAAGGAGCGGUUGAAGUCCCAGUACCACCAGUUCCAAGCUUUUUUACCACUUCAAUAUGA